Brassica napus (rape) is the source of this 1258-nucleotide messenger RNA. Its product is annotated as probable WRKY transcription factor 26. NCBI's taxonomy places the organism in Eukaryota, Viridiplantae, Streptophyta, Magnoliopsida, Brassicales, Brassicaceae. Gene Ontology annotation, molecular function: sequence-specific DNA binding; DNA-binding transcription factor activity. The record is from RefSeq and is a predicted model, not a curated record. The transcript has 3 exons. The coding region runs from base 119 to 1153 and encodes 344 amino acids. Gene Ontology annotation, biological process: regulation of DNA-templated transcription.
UAAUUGCUUGAUCUUUCCCUCUCUCACUUAGUCAAAUAUCAUUCCCUUAGUUUCCUGGAAACUUCCUCCUCUGCAGUAAAGAAAAGAAGAAGAAGAGUAUCACAUACAGUAACCAUUGAUGGCCUCUUUCAACCAGCAAAGAUCUGUUCCUAAGUUCAAGUCAGCAACACCGUCUCCACUUCCUCUCUCUUCCUACUUCUCUAUGCCUCCUGGUCUUACUCAAGCCGACCUUCUUGACUCUCCUCUUCUCUUCACUUCCUCUAACGUUUUGCCAUCUCCAACGACAGGCACGUUUCCUUUGGAAUCUCUGAACUGGAAGAACAACGGUUUGCUUACCAACCGGAAUGAAAUCAAAGCUGAAGAUGGGAAGGAGGAGCACUUUGAUUUUGCCUUCACUACCAUCCAGACAUCUCCUCCUUUGUUCCUAUCUCAUUUUCAGACAGAAGAUCAGCGUUCAACCCAAGUGGAUGUACCCAAAUUUGAGUCAUCAGGUAACAAAACCUCUGAAGAUGGAUACAACUGGAGAAAAUACGGACAGAAGCAAGUCAAAGGAAGCGAAAACCCUAGGAGUUACUUCAGAUGCACGUAUCCAAACUGCCUCACAAAGAAGAAAGUAGAGACUUCUCUUGUGAAGGGUCAUGUCACUGAGAUUGUCUAUAAAGGAAGCCACAAUCAUCCCAAACCUCAGUUCACUAAGAGGUCAGCUUCCACUGCAGCAACAAAUGACGUCAGUUCUCAUCAGAGUGGUGGUGAAGAUAACGUAGAUGCCAAAAGAGGGAAAAGAGAAGAGGCUGUGAAGGAGCCAAGAGUGGUAGUUCAGACAACAAGUGAUAUAGACAUUCUUGACGAUGGUUAUAGAUGGAGAAAGUAUGGUCAGAAAGUCGUUAAAGGCAAUCCAAAUCCAAGGUUUUGUUUCUUUUUUUGUUCUCAACUUCAGUUACAAGGAGGCGCUUAUUUACCUAAAACGUGUGAUGCACGCAGGAGCUAUUACAAGUGCACCUUCACAGGAUGUUGCGUAAGGAAGCAAGUGGAGAGAGCAUUCCACGACGCAAAGUCAGUGAUCACUACUUACGAAGGAAAGCAUAACCACCAAAUCCCAAACCCAAAGAAGACGUCACACCUCAACAUGAUCUCAGACUGUGUCAGCUUUUAGUUUUUUUCAGAACGUUAUGUAACAAAUGAUGUAAUAAACAUAGAAAAGGCACAUGCUAUUAGCUGACAUUUUGAAGUAAAGGCAAAUCCAUUCACUUUCUUUAUA